AUGCCAGCAUCUCAUGAAGAUAUGGAGUUGGAACAAAACGAACCAGAAGGGGGAAAUAUAUUUAGGGUAAAAUCAAGCUUGAUAACAAGAGGGGAAGGUGGUCCUAAGUUGAAUGUAGGUUUUCUACAGGCUUUGGCCAUGCAGUUCACUAUAGAGGAAAUUAAUAACAGCACCAUCAUCCUUCCUGGAGAAAGUGUUGGGUAUGAAAUGUACGACACCUGUCUGAGUUCUAUUGCAGUUAUCCAUUCCGUACUCAUGUUUCUCGCUCAAAAUGGUACAAAUCAUGUAGAAAUGCAAUGCAAUCUUACAGAGUAUAAAACCAGAGUCAUGGCUGUGAUUGGACCUUCAAGUACUGAGGUUGCAACGUCCUCCAUGAAGAUGCUAAGCACUGUGCUAAUUCCGCAGGUUAGUUAUGCUGUAACUUCGGAUGUAUUUAGUGACAAAAAUAUCUAUCCAUCCUUUUAUCGAACAGUGCCAAGCGACAGUAAGCAAGUGGAUGGCAUGAUAGCAUUGAUCUCCUAUUUUAAAUGGAACUGGAUUGCAGUUGUCGGCAGUGACGAUGACUAUGGUAAAAGUGCUUUACAGCAAUUUUCUUCCUCGGCCAUGUCCAGUGGAAUCUGCAUCUCCUACGAUGGUCGCAUCCCCAUGUACCUCUCGACCUCCGACACAACUACUGCGAUUGAAAAUAUCCUGGAUGAAAUUGAGAAGGCUGAUGUCAAUGUAGUCUUGGUCUUUGCAAGUUUAACCCAAUCUAUAGCAUUUUUCAAAGAGGUCAUCAUGAGAAACAUGACUCAAGUUUGGAUAGCAAGUGCAUCUUGGGUCCUUUCACAGAGUAUUCUAUCUAUGCCUGGCAUUGAGCGUAUUGGAACAGUAAUUGGCUUCUUUCCAAGGGUGCAAACUAUUCCAGGAUUUGACAUAUUUGUUAAGAACACAAUCUCAAAAAUAUAUGCAAACCAAUUAUCUUCUCAAUCCACAUCUACAAACACCGUGGGAAGUAAUGCCGACUACCAAGGCCUUCAUUUUCAAGUUGAUCAGAUCCCUAUCAUUCUAAAUCCACUGACAGAAUUGAAUGCACAGAGUGUAUACACAGCAGUAUAUGCCGUUGCAUAUGCCCUUCACAAUCUUCUGAACUGUAAUUCUGUAAAAUGCAACAAGGAAAAUGCUACCAUCUACCCAUGGAGUUUACUGAAUGAAGUGAGAAAAGUAAAUUUUAGUGUUUUUAACACCACAUUCGGCUUUGAUGUAAAUGGUAACCCCAAAACCGGAUUUGACAUUGUCAUCUACAAUCUCAGUGAUACUGAUACUGAGUUUAUUAAGAUUGGAUCAUACAACAAUGUCAUGGAUUUAAAUAGUACACUUAUUUACUGGGGGACACCCAACAAUAAGGUUCCUGAGUCCCAGUGUUCUGGUGAUUGCUUACCAGGGCAGAUUAAACGAGUGAAGGGAACCCAUUCUUGCUGCUUUGACUGCAUUGACUGCCAAGAAGGAUUGUUUCAGUCUGCUGAUGAUGACUUUGAGUGUCACAUUUGCCCAGCCGGUCAGUGGUCCAAUGUAAGAAGUACCGUGUGCUCUGACCCCACCUACCUCUUCUUGCAGUGGAGUGACACCUCAGUCAUAUUUCUUCUGCUGCUUACAUCUGUCCUCUUCUGCACUAUCAUUGGAACAUUCAUUAUCUUUGUGAAGAACAGACAAACUGCCCUUGUCCGGGCCUCUGGGGGCUACAUGAGUUUCUUGGCUCUCUCCUCUUUACUAGCAAUUACCGCCAGCAUAGUUCUUUUUAUUGGCCAGCCCACUAUGAAUAUAUGUAAGAUUCAACAGCCAUUGCAAGCCAUAGGUUUCACUUGCUGUCUUUCUACAUUCUCAAUCAAGGCCCUUCAAGUGAUAUUGGUAACAGAUUUUAAAGGUGUGGACUCCAAGUAUAUCCAAUGGCUUAAAACCAAAGGGACAUGGGCCUCAUUGCUCCUUAGCAUUCUGAUUCAGUGCUUAUUUUGUGUCUGGUACAUUAAGAGCAAUCAAUUUCUGUCUCCAGAUGAAAAAGUCACCUACCUUCGUAAAUAUCUAAAGUGUGAGAUUUCCAACGUUCCAAGCUUUGCUUUAAUGUUCGGAUACAAUGGAAUUCUUGUCCUCAUGUCAUUCAUGUUAAACUGUGUAGCCCAAGCACCUCCAGGUCAGUAUAAUCUGGCCAGAGAUAUUACGUUCUCAAUGUUGGGGUAUCUGCUCAUUUGGAUUGUCUUCGUCCCUGCCUACGCAAAACUUACAGAUGGGAACCAGCCUUUGUUGCAAAUGGUCGUCGCCUUGGUUGACCGAAAAUAUUUUAACGAAUUUCGGAUGAACCAAAAAGUGAAUGUUUUCAACUGA
This is a messenger RNA of Pelobates fuscus (common spadefoot toad), 2358 nucleotides long. Its product is annotated as taste receptor type 1 member 3-like. Lineage: Eukaryota; Metazoa; Chordata; Amphibia; Anura; Pelobatidae. Gene Ontology annotation, molecular function: G protein-coupled receptor activity. The record is from RefSeq and is a predicted model, not a curated record. The transcript has 7 exons. Gene Ontology annotation, biological process: sensory perception of umami taste; G protein-coupled receptor signaling pathway; sensory perception of sweet taste. Gene Ontology annotation, cellular component: plasma membrane. Bases 1 to 2358 code for a protein of 785 amino acids.